AUGUCUGCACAAGAUCUGGAGUUCGUGGACCGUCCGCCAUUGACAUCACUACCAUAUAUAGUUGUAAACGGCCUCGAGUCCAACGAGUCUUCCCGCUCGCCUUAG
Messenger RNA from Parastagonospora nodorum SN15, 105 nucleotides. RefSeq lists its product as hypothetical. The coding region runs from base 1 to 105 and encodes 34 amino acids. NCBI's taxonomy places the organism in Eukaryota, Fungi, Ascomycota, Dothideomycetes, Pleosporales, Phaeosphaeriaceae. The record is from RefSeq and is a predicted model, not a curated record. The transcript is spliced from 2 exons.